This is a messenger RNA of Pongo pygmaeus (Bornean orangutan), 4327 nucleotides long. RefSeq names its product dpy-19 like 2 (gene DPY19L2). Bases 212 to 2731 code for a protein of 839 amino acids. The transcript is spliced from 23 exons. Gene Ontology annotation, biological process: spermatid development. Gene Ontology annotation, cellular component: nuclear inner membrane. Gene Ontology annotation, molecular function: mannosyltransferase activity. The record is from RefSeq and is a predicted model, not a curated record. Lineage: Eukaryota; Metazoa; Chordata; Mammalia; Primates; Hominidae.
UGGGCUUGGGGACUGCGCGCACAGGCGGCUGCAGGCGCUGGGGGGGUGUGGGGGGCUGUGCGUGGGGCUGCCCUCACCGGAAGCUGCACGCUCGGGGAAGCGCGGAGGCGGGAGUGCUGCGCGUGCUGGGGAGCACGUGGGGGGACACGCAGGGACUGCUCGCGCGAAUGGCUUCGAACGCACGCGCCCCACCCCACAUUUCACAGUCGCCAUGACGACAGGGAGGUCCGCAACGGCUGCGGGGACAAGUCCGUUGAGGCUGCCAGGGGAGUCAGGCCUUUCUGGACUUCGCCUGACUCGGCUGGCUGUGCCUGAAAUUGACCCAGCUCCACCAGGGAUUAUGAGAAAACAAGGAGUGAGCUCAAAGCCUCUACAAUCUUCCCGCUCCAGCCAGUGUAAGCGGCGGCGCGGGGCCUCCCCCGCCCGGGAGCCGGAGGUAGAGGAGGAGGUGGAAAAGUCGGCCCUAGGUGGCGGGAAACUGCCAAGGGGCGCCCGGAGGUCCUCCCCGCGGAGGAUCCGAAAUCUGAAAGAGCGAAAAGGCUUGGAGCUAGAGGUGGUGGCCAAGACCCUUCUCGGCCCCUUCCAGUUCGUCCAUAAUUCCCUGGCGCAGCUCCGGGAAAAGGUGCACGAACUGCAGGCGCGGCGGUUCUCCAGCAGAACCACUCUCGGCAUCGCUGUCUUUGUGGCAAUUUUACAUUGGUUACAUUUAGUAACACUUUUUGAAAAUGAUCGUCAUUUCUCUCACCUCUCAUCUUUGGAACGGGAGAUGACUUUUCGCACUGAAAUGGGACUUUAUUAUUCCUACUUCAAGACCAUUAUUGAAGCACCUUCAUUUUUGGAAGGACUGUGGAUGAUUAUGAAUGACAGGCUUACUGAAUAUCCUCUUGUAAUUAAUACAGUAAAACGAUUCCAUCUUUAUCCAGAGGUAAUCAUAGCCUCCUGGUAUCGCACAUUUAUGGGAAUAAUGAAUUUAUUUGGACUAGAAACUAAGACCUGCUGGAAUGUCACCAGAAUAGAACCUCUUAAUGAAGUUCAAAGCUGUGAAGGAUUGGGAGAUCCUGCUUGCUUUUAUGUUGGUGUAAUCUUUAUUUUAAAUGGACUAAUGAUGGGAUUGUUCUUCAUGUAUGGGGCAUACCUGAGUGGGACUCAACUGGGAGGUCUUAUUACAGUACUGUGCUUCUUUUUCAACCACGGAGAGGCCACCCGUGUGAUGUGGACACCACCUCUCCGUGAAAGUUUUUCCUAUCCUUUCCUUGUACUUCAGAUGUAUGUUUUAACUUUGAUUCUCAGGACCUCAAGCAAUGAUAGAAGGCCCUUCGUUGCACUCUGUCUUUCCAAUGUUGCUUUUAUGCUUCCCUGGCAAUUUGCUCAGUUUAUACUUUUUACACAGAUAGCAUCAUUAUUUCCCAUGUAUGUUGUGGGAUACAUUGAACCAAGCAAAUUUCAGAAGAUCAUUUAUAUGAACAUGAUUUCAGUUACCCUUAGUUUCAUUUUGAUGUUUGGAAAUUCAAUGUACUUAUCUUCUUAUUAUUCUUCAUCUUUGUUAAUGACGUGGGCAAUAAUUCUAAAGAGAAAUGAAAUUCAAAAACUGGGAGUAUCUAAACUCAACUUUUGGCUAAUUCAAGGUAGUGCCUGGUGGUGUGGAACAAUCAUUUUGAAAUUUCUGACAUCUAAAAUCUUUGGCGUUUCAGACCACAUUCGCCUGAGUGAUCUUAUAGCAGCCAGAAUCUUAAGGUAUACAGAUUUUGAUACUUUAAUAUACACCUGUGCUCCUGAAUUUGACUUCAUGGAAAAAGCGACUCCGCUGAGAUACACAAAGACAUUAUUGCUUCCAGUUGUUAUGGUGAUUACAUGUUUUAUCUUUAAAAAGACUGUUCGUGAUAUUUCGUGUGUUUUAGCUACAAACAUUUAUCUAAGUCUUGCUCUGUCACCCAGGCUGGAGUACAGUGGCAUGAUCUCUGCUCACUGCUGCCUGGACAUCCUGGGCUCACGCGAUCAUCUCAUCUCAGCUCUGCCAAGCAGCUGGGACUACAGAAAACAGCUCCUUGAACACAGUGAGCUGGCUUUUCACACAUUGCAGUUGUUAGCAUUUACUGCCCUUGCCAUUUUAAUUAUGAGGCUAAAGAUGUUUUUGACACCACACAUGUGUGUUAUGGCUUCCUUGGUAUGCUCUCGACAGCUCUUUGGCUGGCUUUUUCGCAGAGCUCGUUUUGAGAAUGUUAUCUUUGGCAUUCUAACAGUGAUGUCAAUACAAGGUUAUGCAAACCUCCGUAAUCAAUGGAGCAUAAUAGGAGAAUUUAAUAAUUUGCCUCAGGAAGAACUUUUACAGUGGAUCAAAUACAAUACCACAUCAGAUGCUGUCUUCGCAGGUGCCAUGCCUACAAUGGCAAGCGUCAAGCUGUCUACACUUCAUCCCAUUGUGAAUCAUCCACACUACGAAGAUGCAGACUUGAGGGCUCGGACAAAAAUAGUUUAUUCUACAUAUAGUCGAAAAUCUGCCAAAGAAGUAAGGGAUAAAUUGUUGGAGUUACAUGUGAAUUAUUAUGUUUUAGAAGAGGCAUGGUGUGUUGUGAGAACUAAGCCUGGUUGCAGUAUGCUUGAAAUCUGGGAUGUGGAAGACCCUUCCAAUGCAGCUAAUCCUCCUUUAUGUAGCGUCCUGCUCGAAGAUGCAAGGCCUUACUUCACCACAGUAUUUCAGAAUAGUGUGUACAGAGUACUGAAGGUUAACUGAGAAGGAAACUACCCAUUACACUAUGGCACAAUGCCGUGUGUCAAAAACAAUCACCCUUUGGCUUAUUUACAUUAAUAAAAAUCACAAACUUUAAUAACAGACAGUUAAAAAUAAGAUAAAAAUGGAUUGAAAGUUUUUCUGAUUACUAAAAGGUAAAUUACUUUUCUGUUCAUUGAAUAUCAGCCUUAUUAAGCUUGUCAUAUAAAUUAUUAAAUCAUUCAUGUCAUACUACAUAAACAAAUGUUCAUUUCAGAAUUUUAAAGAGAAAUGUAUAUAAAAGAACAAUGAAUUUUAAUAAAUCAAGGGUACUUAAGUCCUUUUUCAUCCAACUAGCUGAAUUGUUUCAGAUUUUCUCUAGUACCAGAGUGUACCUGCUCAAACUCUUUGAACCACUUAGGGCAGAAGAAUGCAAGCUCUGAAAUGACAUCCUUAAAAUGCUGAUACUGGUCACAACCUCUUUACCUCUGUGAGGAAAUUGUAACAGUGUGUCUUUUAAGGUGUUUUUAUUUUACCAGCCCUUAAGAAAGAUCUCUAAUACCUCUUAAUACUUUUUUUUUUAUAAUUUCAAGUUGAAGUGUUUUUAAAAAUACCUUGUUUUGUAAUGUUUUGAAUCUCUUGAGAUGUAUUUACCCCACUAGAUACAUAUUUGCCACUGGUUAGUUCUCCAUCUAAGCUCAAGAGGUUAUUCAUCUCUCUUUAGAUUCCAGUGGUUUUUCUUUUAACAUCCAGGUAAAAUAGAAACUGCUAUGGUAUACAACCAAAUUUUGCAGUUAAACAUAAUCAGAAAAGAAAAUCCAGUUAAAUUUAUGAAGUGAGAUUUUCAGAUCCUAGAUCUUGAAUAAAGCAAAGGUCUUUUCAUCUUGAUGGCCCCAAAGCUUGUUGGUCAUGGUCUUUAUUUCUGGCUACUAUCUUCUUAAAUAAUAUAUUUUUAAGCCCUCAUUUAUUUUUGGUUUUGGAUGAGGAAAGUAAUGUUUUCUAAGUCCUCUCCCCUAAUAAAACCUACCCAACAAUAGGGCUUUGAAAAGUGGUAGUUAUCUUGAAGACACUCUUGCCAAAUGCAAAGAUAAAGAUUCUUUUUGUCUGCUUUAAAAAUAUGAAAUAUGCCAGAACUAUAGUAUUUUAAUGUGCAUCUACUUUAAAUGAGUCAUCCUGGGGUUUUUAUAAUUCCCUUAUAUUCUUGCCCCUCUACACUUGAAAUAACAAAAUGCCUCAAUUUUAUAGAUUAGUUCUUUUAUAGUAGACAGGCAGCUAUAUGCAGCAAAACCAAUAAACUUAUUUUUCAACUUUCAUAGUUGUAAAAUAUUUUAUAACAGAAUACAAAACAGCUAAGAAAACAUGCCACAUUUUAUUUUAGCAUUUUCAAAUAAUUUGUUUUUGGUGUAAGCACAGGAUAAAAAAGGAAAGCAUCAAAGAAAAGAGGCAUAACACCUAACAUUCAUAAAAAUUAACAAAGUAUAUUUUGGAUGAUGUUUUUACAGGAAAUAUUUUAAAUAAGUUGGUAGAAUUUUUAAAAUGGUACUGUAUUAGCUAAUAAAAUAUUCAAUACAAAUAUAUGUUUGGAUUUAUGCAUUAAAAAACUAAUAAAAUUAUUUCCAA